UCCUCUCCCUUUCUUAACGUUUCGUCUCCUCAGGCCCCAACUAAAUUAUAUUUCAUUAGAACUCACCGUCUUCUGCCAUUAACAGCCGAUGCAAUCUACCCUUUCAAAUUUCAUCUUGAUAGUGUUGCCCUCCUUCUUUACUUGCUGGGUUUAAUAGAACAAACUUUAAUUUUCAUUCUGAUUUCUUCACAUAUUUCUGUUCAAAUAAUGGCAUCAAGAACAAUUGCUAAAGACAUCAUCACUCUGCGGGGUUCGGCAGCCAUUGUCAGCGAGUUUUUCGGUUAUGCGGCAAACAGUAUACUCUACAAUCGUGGGGUUUAUCCAGAAGAAAGUUUUGUCAAAGUGAAGAAAUAUGGGCUCCCAAUGCUGCUUACUCAAGAUGAGGGUGUUAAAUCCUUCAUUGCUAACAUUACGUCUCAGCUUUCAGAGUGGCUGGAAGCUGGAAAGUUACAGAGGGUUGUUCUAGUAAUAAUGAGCAAGGCCAACAAUGAGGUUUUAGAGAGGUGGAAUUUCAGUAUUGAGACAGAUGGUGAGGUUGUUGAGAAGGGUGUGUCAAAGGAAAAGAGUGACAAAGAAAUUAUGAGAGAGAUACAAGCAAUCAUGAGACAGAUUGCCUCAAGCAUUACUUACUUGCCCUGCCUUGAUGAACCCUGUGUGUUUGAUGUGUUAGCAUACACUGAUAAAGAUGUUGCAGUUCCAUUUACUUGGGUUGAGAGUGACCCCAAGCUGAUUGCAAAUCCACAAAUGGUGAAAUUGCAUUCGUUUGAUACCAAGAUACACAAGGUUGACACUCUUGUAUCAUACAAGAACGAUGAAUGGGAUGAACAGUAACAGAUGCCGCCAAAGGACCAUUUCUUUCUUCAGUAACAUUCUGUUUUUUAGUGUACUGUGAAUCUUUCCAUUCGCAUUUUUUAAUCCCUAGGUUGGUAUGGAAGAAAAUGGCUAAUCAUGUACUUGGGUUUAAGCAGGCUGAGUGUCUGUCAGCUAAAGAACAAAAAGGAAACACGAGUUUCUUGUAGAUCAAGUUGGAAUUCUCAUCUUUAAUUUUCAUCGGAGGAAUUGGAUUUGAAGCUUUUUCGCGUGAGACUAAGAUGGAUUGGUUGCUUCAAGUUAAUUUGAACCAAUUAUGUACUGCAUUCCCAUGUUUCAUGUUCUCCAAUGCAGAACAGAAAUGCCUUUACUUUCAUAAUUGGCAACACAUGCUGAGUUAAUUGCCAGAUAUAUAGAACCUCAAUUUCUAAA
Molecule: messenger RNA, 1242 nt
Organism: Mangifera indica (mango)
Lineage: Eukaryota; Viridiplantae; Streptophyta; Magnoliopsida; Sapindales; Anacardiaceae
Product: mitotic spindle checkpoint protein MAD2
Exons: 7
Coding region: 208-831 (207 amino acids)
Biological process (GO): mitotic spindle assembly checkpoint signaling
Cellular component (GO): kinetochore; cytoplasm; nucleoplasm
Source: RefSeq, a predicted model, not a curated record